AUGCCUGUCGGAGGCUGGAACGGUGGCCACUGGAGCCCCAAUCUCAAUCAGGGCGCCAGUGGUUACAAUGGCCCUGACAGGACUCCACCGUUUCAAGAAUGGAGGCAUCUCACGAUUGACGAGCAAAUCCAACGCGCAAGAGAGUGGCGAGCACAGCACUCGACAAACCUACAGCCUUCAGGCUCCUCAGCCCCGGCCCCGAUCUCCACUCUCUCCUCCACCCCGGCCCGAUCGUCGUCUCCCCACGCCCUUCCAUCGCGUCCUACUCGACCUGGCCCCGUCACAGUAGCGCCCGAGCGCUCAACCGCGCCUUACCCCGACCCUCAACGCCGUGCGCAGCGCGAGCUGACAUUCGGUGGCCAUCGUACACCUGGCCAACCUUCUGCCACACCGCAGUUCGGCAACGACCAGACCUUCAGCGGACAAUCGUUUGCACCGUGGUAUCCUGGUGUCACCCAGGGGGUUCCUACUUCCAGUAACCAGUCCAUCGCGACACCCGGUCCUCGCUUGGACCCCGCUACCGCCGCCGAGACCGACACAUUUGCUUCCGUCGCCGUCCACCCCGCCGCCGUCCCACAGCAAGGCCGCUCUGAACGCGAGUCUUCCUUUGAGGAGGACUACAAGCUCUGGGAAUCCCAGGUCGUCCACGGCCAACCCCCGGUCCCGACAAGCCACAUUCUCGUCCCUCGCGUGCCUGCCCCUGGUCCGCCAACCACACCCUUCUUCGUCUCCUCGCCUCCCGCGACACUCAACGACGGUCACACGAUCGCGUCGCAGACUCCGACCUCUCAUCCAGCUUCAUCGACCCCCCUCCGCGCCUUCGAAGGCCUUACAGUUCAGCCUCAGUCGCAGCGCGCCCUCCCCGAAACCCGAUCGUCAGUCACAGCGCACCCCGUACCGAGCGCAUUCCAGGCACCCAGAACUGAGGAGGAUCAAACAUCCUCACUCGAGGCUCCCAAUCACCCUGUCGCGAGAGAUAGACCAUCCGGGCCUGGAGAGACUGGUGCUGCGAUAGAGUCGAACCCAGUCCACCCAGAGGUGGGAGACGAGCCGAGUGGCUCGACAACGGAAAUCGGGACAGCAUCGGAUGACCCUGCCGUUCAGCGUGCCAUACGUGACGUCGAAGCCCAAAUUGAGGAACUUGAAUUCCAGCCCCUUACAGCACCAGUGAAAGAGCCGCCGCCGCCGCCUAGCGACAGUGAGGGUGUCAGCAAGAAGACAGCCAAGAAUCGAGCUAAGAAGGCCAGGCAAAAGGAGAACAGAAAGGCGAAGAAAGCUGCAGCCGCCGCCGAAGAGCCCGAAGACCAUACAGAUCCGGACAGGAUGAAGGACGACGGCAAGAGGAAGGCGACCGAGGACCCUGCGUCCCCCGCUGCGGCCAAGCGCGUUAAGCACGACGACUCGGCUGAGCCUCCUCCAAAACCAAAGAUGGCUGUCAUUCCAUUCCCUGAGAAGCCUGCCCAACUCGAGGAGCGUGCCGGUGAUAUCCAGUUUCGCGUGGUGAACAAUGAUGGCGACAAGGAUAGCUUUAUCAUCAUGACCGGCCUGAAGUGCAUUUUUCAGAAACAGUUGCCCAAGAUGCCCAAGGACUACAUCGCGCGUUUAGUCUACGACCGGACACACGUCUCCAUCGCAAUCGUCAAGAAGCCUCUCGAAGUAGUGGGCGGCAUCACGUACCGUCCAUUCAACGACCGCAAGUUUGCAGAGAUUGUCUUCUGUGCAAUCUCGUCUGACCAGCAAGUCAAAGGCUACGGCGCCCAUCUCAUGGCGCAUUUGAAGGACUACGUGAAGGCCACGAGCCCCGUCAUGCAUUUCCUGACCUAUGCAGAUAACUAUGCCAUCGGGUACUUCAAGAAACAGGGCUUUACCAAGGAGAUCACUCUCGACAAGUCAGUUUGGAUGGGCUACAUCAAAGACUAUGAAGGCGGUACCAUCAUGCAGUGCACGAUGCUUGAGCGGGUCCGAUACCUUGAGGUCGGCCGUAUGCUACAGAAGCAGAAGGAGUGCGUGUUGGCCAAGAUCCGCGCCUACUCGAACUCGCACGUUGUCCAUCAGCCGCCCAAGCAGUGGAAGAAUAACCCAUCGCCCAUCGACCCCAUGAAGAUAGAGGCCAUCAAGAACUCCGGAUGGUCACCGGAGAUGGAUGAGCUGGCCCGCCAGCCGCGCCACGGCCCCAACUACAACCAGCUUCUACACCUUCUCAACGACAUGCAGAAUCACCAGAGCGCCUGGCCGUUCCUCAUGCCAGUCAACAAGGAUGAUGUUCACGAUUACUACGACGUCAUCAAGGAGCCCAUGGACCUCUCUACCAUGGAGCAAAAGCUCGAAAUGGACCAGUACACUACCCCGGAGGACUUCACCAAGGAUGCUACCCUGAUCUUCAAGAACUGUCGCCAAUACAACAGCGAGGGCACACCGUACACCAAGAGUGCCAAUAAACUCGAGAAGUUCAUGUGGUCCAAGAUUAAGGAGAUUCCUGAAUGGAGUCACCUUGCUGAGAAUCAGGGCAAGUGA
Messenger RNA from Diaporthe citri, 2514 nucleotides. RefSeq lists its product as uncharacterized. Gene Ontology annotation, molecular function: protein binding; histone H3 acetyltransferase activity. NCBI's taxonomy places the organism in Eukaryota, Fungi, Ascomycota, Sordariomycetes, Diaporthales, Diaporthaceae. The record is from RefSeq and is a predicted model, not a curated record. Gene Ontology annotation, biological process: chromatin remodeling; positive regulation of transcription by RNA polymerase II. Gene Ontology annotation, cellular component: histone acetyltransferase complex. Bases 1 to 2514 code for a protein of 837 amino acids. The transcript is spliced from 2 exons.